Messenger RNA from Melospiza georgiana, 2146 nucleotides. RefSeq names its product oxytocin receptor (gene OXTR). Gene Ontology annotation, cellular component: membrane. The record is from RefSeq and is a predicted model, not a curated record. Lineage: Eukaryota; Metazoa; Chordata; Aves; Passeriformes; Passerellidae. Gene Ontology annotation, biological process: maternal process involved in parturition; positive regulation of vasoconstriction; G protein-coupled receptor signaling pathway. The coding region runs from base 89 to 1261 and encodes 390 amino acids. The transcript is spliced from 2 exons. Gene Ontology annotation, molecular function: oxytocin receptor activity; peptide binding; vasopressin receptor activity.
CGGCUACCGCACAGGAACGCGUCGCUAGGAGCUCUGCCCGCUCUCUGGCCUCACCCUGCCCCAGGCUCGAUGCGGGCCGGCGCUGGCCAUGGAGAAGCUGUACCUGGCGGGGAGCAGCACCUGGGUCAUCAACAGCUCCCUGGGGAACGGCAGCCUGCGGCUGGAGAACCUGAGCGCCGGCAGGAACAGCACCGCCGACCCCCUGAAGAGGAACGAGGACAUGGCCAAGGUGGAGGUGACGGUCCUGUGCCUCAUCCUGUUCCUCGCCCUGACCGGCAACCUGUGCGUGCUCCUGGCCAUCCACACCACCCGCCACAAGCACUCCCGCAUGUACUUCUUCAUGAAGCACCUGAGCAUCGCUGACCUGGUCGUGGCCAUCUUCCAGGUGCUGCCCCAGCUCAUCUGGGACAUCACCUUCAGGUUCUACGGGCCAGACUUCCUGUGCCGCUUGAUCAAGUACCUGCAGGUGGUGGGAAUGUUCGCCUCCACCUACAUGCUGCUGCUGAUGUCCCUGGACCGCUGCUUGGCCAUCUGUCAGCCGCUGAGGUCCCUGCACAGGAGGGCUGACCGGGUCUCUGUCCUCCUCACCUGGCUGCUGUGCCUGCUGGUCAGCAUCCCUCAGAUCCACAUAUUUUCUCUAAGGGAUGUGGGGAACGGGGUUUAUGACUGUUGGGCAGAUUUCAUCCAGCCCUGGGGACCGAAAGCCUACGUUACCUGGAUCACCCUCAUGGUCUAUAUCAUCCCUGUGUUGAUGCUGAGCAUCUGCUACGGCUUAAUCAGCUUCAAAAUCUGGCAGAACGUGAAGCUGAAGACGGCUCACGGGCCCAGCGUGGGUCUGGGCUCAGGCUCCCGUGGCGGGGUGGUGUUUGCCAGGGUCAGCAGCACCAGGCUCAUCUCGAAAGCCAAGAUCCGGACAGUCAAAAUGACCUUUAUCAUCGUGCUGGCCUUCAUCGUGUGCUGGACUCCCUUCUUCUUCGUGCAGAUGUGGUCUGUGUGGGACAGCAACGCCCCGCAGGAAGCCUCCCCGUUCAUCAUCGCCAUGCUCCUGGCCAGCCUCAACAGCUGCUGCAACCCCUGGAUCUACAUGCUCUACACCGGGCACCUCUUCCACGACCUGAUGCGCCGCUUCCUCUGCUGCUCCACGCGCUACCUGAAGUCGCGGCCGGCCUGCGAGCUGAGCAAGAGGAGCAACUCCUCGUCCUUCGUCCUCAGCUGCAGGGCCACGAGCCAGAGGAGCUUCAUGCAGCCGCCCACGACGUGAGGCCGCGGCCAGCCGGACCUUGUGCCUCUGCUCCGGUGCUUCCCUGGGGAGGCCGGGCCGGACAGAGGGGUCUGUACACAGGUGUAUAUAUGGUGUAAGCAUGUACAGAGGCUUUAUUUAACUGAGACGGGAGUGGGUGCGGAGUUCUGUGUCCAGCUUUCAGUGCUGCCUGGGAUUAGACAGCAGGAACCCGUUCCUGAGCCCCAGACCCUGACUUCAGGGGCUUGUGGAUGCCAGCAGGAGGGACAAAGGACACGGUGCAGCUGGGGCAGGUGUGAUGGAAGCACAGGGAGAUGGGUGGUGUCACCCCUGGUACGUGGCUGGGCACUGUCCCACUCUGCCCGCAGCAGGAUCCCGCUCCGUGCUCUCAGCACAGGAACCUCGCUUCACUUGCAGCCUGUGGGGCAGAGGCAGCCCCGUCCCUGCAGCCCUGCAGCCCUGCAGCCCUGCAGCCCUGCACCAUGCCAGGCCUGCAGCUCUGCAGCUCUGCACCAUGCCAGGCCUGCAGCUCUGCAGCUCUGCACCAUGCCAGGCCUGCAGCCCUGCAGCCCUGCACCAUGCCAGGCCUGCAGCCCUGCACCAUGCCAGUCUGCACCAGGCCUGCCCUGCAGCUCUGAACCAUGCUAGCCUGUACCAUGCCAGCCCUGCAGCAUGCCAGCCCUGCUCCCCCUGCCUGGGGCACAGACAAGGGCAUUUCUGGGGUCAGCAGGGACCAGCCUCGAAGGGACAGCGCAGAGGCCUGGCUGUCCCCAGCCCAGCUCUGUGCCCUGUACCCAGUGAGGCUGGGCAGGAGCCUGGGGCACGGCUGGGGCCGGGAUGCGGGCACUGACCCUGGCCGUGUGUGCCCAGCGGCUCCUGCUCGGGGCUGUGCGGGAUCCAGCAGAC